AUGGAAGAGGUGAAGGGGGUGAAGGUGCAUGGGACGUUUGGUAGUCCUUUCUGCAUGAGGGUAGAAAUGGCCCUAAAGCUGAAGGGCAUACCAUACGAAUACGUGGAAGAAGACGUUAUUGGAAACAAAAGCGAGUCACUGCUACACUACAAUCCUGUGUAUAAGAAGGUCCCUGUCCUACUUCAUGAUGGACGGCCCAUCUCAGAGUCACUCAUCAUCCUUGAAUACAUUGAGGACAGCUGGAAGGAUACUACCCUUCUCCCACUGGAUCCUUACACGAGGGCCAAGGUCCGCUUUUGGGCCCACUUCUAUGACCACAAGUUGAUACUAGUCAGUGCAAUCAUCAUGAAGUGUGAGGGUGAAGAACAAGAGAAAGCCAUGAAGGAGUUGGUUGAGAACCUGAAGAUUCUAGAAGAGGGAGUUGAGAAGGAUUUCUCAGGUGGGACACCUUACUUGAACGGUGAUAGGCCUGGGCUUCUCGACAUCAUCUUGGGGUCGAGCCUAUGCUUACACCGUGCCAUAGAAGAAGCCGUUGGGGUCCACCUGAUUGACCCACAAAGGUAUCCAUUGUUAUGGUCGCGGAUGGAUGCACUCAAAGACCUUCCCGUGCUGAAGGAAAUAACCCCACCUCAUCACAAGAUGGUUGCACGCGUGCGGCACGUGCGAGAGAUGGCCCUGAAAGGCUGAAACCCACAAACUGACUGGUGCGUCUUAGGGAGCACGUGUACUGUAUAAGGGUGUUUUGGUCAUUGUAUGAUGAAGGGUACUUUGGGUCAUUCAAUAAAAAGGAUUCCGGUCCCAGCUGGAACAUGUGUGAGCUAUGGGAAUAUAUAUAUA
Magnolia sinica is the source of this 837-nucleotide messenger RNA. RefSeq names its product glutathione S-transferase U9-like. Lineage: Eukaryota; Viridiplantae; Streptophyta; Magnoliopsida; Magnoliales; Magnoliaceae. The record is from RefSeq and is a predicted model, not a curated record. The transcript is spliced from 2 exons. Gene Ontology annotation, molecular function: glutathione transferase activity. Gene Ontology annotation, biological process: glutathione metabolic process. Gene Ontology annotation, cellular component: cytoplasm. Bases 1 to 687 code for a protein of 228 amino acids.